UCCAAGUUGCGCGAGGGAAGUCAGUUUCUGCCAAGGCAGCAGGAGAGGCGAAGAAGGUACGGAUUGCAUUUUCAGAGGCAGAGGCGAUAGAACGAAUUCGUUUUCAGUAAGAACGGUGAAGCUCGAGCGCGGCCGAUUGCAGGGAGAGAGAUUUUCUCAUUGUUGUGGCGGUUUUAAUCGUGCAGGAAGUGCACGACAAUCAAAAAGGGGAAUCGGAUUGCAGCCAAGAAUAAAUACGUAAAUUGGUACCACUGGUUUGCUAGUCCUCUGUUCUAUAGAGGGUAAUUGCUUUGAAGCCAUUGAUGGGUUCAAUCAAUGAAGUUGCCUCAGAAACAAGUUCCAGCAAACCCCCAGGAAUUGGACUAAUAGAAUACAUUAAAAAGUCGCCUCUCUCCUACAAAACACAUCAGGCUAUUGUCCUAAUAGUAACUUUCUUGGCAUACUCAGCUUAUCAUGCUAACAGGAAGACAGCCAGUGUUGUGAAGAGUGCCCUUGAUCCACAAUCUCCAGACAGAGACCAGCAUUCCAUCAUCUUCUUAACAAGAAGGGAUCCAUGGUUGCUGGGAUCUGGAUGGGCACCAUUUAAGGGUCAAAAUGGAACAGAGUUGCUCGGUGAUCUGGACGUUGCUUUUCUCUUCGCGUACGCCAUGGGAAUGUUCUUUUCAGGACAUAUGGGAGACAGGAUGGAUCUCAGGAUAUUUCUGACUACAGGAAUGGUUGGAACCGGCAUGUUUAGCAUCCUCUUCGGAAUCGGAUACUGGGCAAACAUCCAUGUUUUCUACUACUAUUUGAUCGUCCAGAUGCUUGCAGGAUUGUUCCAAUCCACUGGAUGGCCUUCAGUCGUAGCCGUUGUGAGCAAUUGGUGUGGGAAAAAGAAGAGAGGGCUCGUUAUGGGAAUAUGGAAUUCUCAUACAUCUCUAGGCAACAUUACAGGUUGUAUUGUAGCUUCCACACUGUUGAAGUACGGAUGGGGAUGGUCCAUGGUUGCCCCUGGUUUAGGUAUUUUCUUAAUGGCCAUUCUGCUCUUCUUAUUCCUACCGGUAAGCCCCGAGUCGGUUGGCGCUGAUACAGAUGACGAAAACAAUCUCCUCUUAGCCCAAAAAGAAGGGGAUAAUACUACGACACCUCUCGUGAGAACAACUUUAGAAGAGAACAACGACGCCGUGGGAUUCAUAGAAGCAUGGAGAAUUCCCGGUGUUUCGACAUUUGCGUUAUGUCUUUUCUUUUCUAAAUUGGUGGCAUAUACGUUUCUGUACUGGCUGCCAUUCUACAUUAGUCACACAGCUAUUCAGGGGAGAUACUUAUCGAACGAGGAGUCUGGAAACUUAUCGACAGUUUUUGAUGUCGGAGGAGUGGUUGGAGGGAUCCUUGCAGGCCACAUUUCAGACCAUCUAAACGCAAGGGCCAUAACAGCCGCAAGUUUCAUGUACUGUGCGAUACCUGCCCUCUUCUUCUACAGAAGCUAUGGGCACGCAUCGAUGACUUGGAACGUCAUACUCAUGUUUAUAACGGGAUUAUUUGUGAAUGGACCCUAUGCCCUCAUAACCACAGCAGUUUCUGCCGAUCUAGGGACACACAGUUCGCUAAAGGGCAAUGCACGUGCCCUAGCCACGGUCACUUCCAUUAUAGACGGCACAGGCUCAAUUGGGGCUGCCAUUGGGCCGCUGCUUACGGGUUAUAUUUCCGCCAGGAGCUGGAAUGCAGUGUUCACUAUGCUAAUGGGUGCAGCCCUGAUCGCGGGUCUACUUCUUACAAGGCUGGUUAUGGCUGAGGUGGCCGAGAAAAUUCAGAGGCUGAGGACACAAGAAGUUCCUACAUCAUGGUGCCCUGCGUCGGAUGUAUGACUAUGACUACUACUCAGGUAAUAUUCCGAUAACUCAUGUCUGUAUAUAUAUGUAUGUUUUUGUCUAGAUUCAGUUUUUCGACGGAGGUUAUAUUAUUAAAGCGUAUGCAUGAGAGUUUAGGUCUGGCCAGAAGUGUCUAUACAAAUAGGGGGAAUCAUGUUGUUGCACAUUCUUGUAGAGUUACAGCGUAUACACGACUAAAUGGAAUGGUCAUUAAUA
Messenger RNA from Andrographis paniculata, 2063 nucleotides. Its product is annotated as putative glycerol-3-phosphate transporter 1. The transcript has 4 exons. Bases 303 to 1844 code for a protein of 513 amino acids. Gene Ontology annotation, biological process: transmembrane transport; phosphate ion homeostasis. Gene Ontology annotation, molecular function: transmembrane transporter activity. Gene Ontology annotation, cellular component: membrane. Lineage: Eukaryota; Viridiplantae; Streptophyta; Magnoliopsida; Lamiales; Acanthaceae. The record is from RefSeq and is a predicted model, not a curated record.